UGCGUGUGUACUGCAUGUAAACAUUGAGUCGAAUUUUCGACCGGGAAUAAUCAAACUUGCUACAAACCCUCGCAAUGCCCCCCAUAAAAGUUCAGCACGUCGUCUCUUUUAGUAGUGAAGACCAGGUCCACAAGGCGGAAAAUCUGCUUCGGUCAGAAACAUACAGGAAAUGGAAGUGUGCAAAUCCAGGAGAGAAGCAAGCAUCAAUAAUUUUGCAGUUCGAAAAAGCCUCUACCAUCAAUUCGAUUGAUAUUGGAAAUGAAAGCUCAGCGUUCGUAGAAGUGCUUGUUGCAAGGUCGUCGGAUGGAGAAUCUGACUUCAAGGUUCUGCUUGUAGCAUCUUCAUUUAUGAGCCCUAUGGAAAGCAGGCAAGGCUCCAACCUAAAUCGUGUCCGCAUGUUUGGUCCGGAGAAAUUAUCCCAGCCUGUGGCAAAAGAGAAAUGGGACAGGGCUAAAAUAGUUUGCACACAGCCGUUCAAUAAGAGUCUACAAUAUGGACUGACGUUUAUUACCUUCCACUCCCCUGAGGAGCCAAAACCAGUGACUCCUGCACAAGAAACCACACCUCGUAUGAAAAUUGGUGGCAAAUUCUUGCUCAAAGAUGAAGAAGAAGAGGAAGACCCCCUUCCAGUUGGGUCUUGGUUUGCGAAACAGAAGACUCUAAAAACAGGAGACACAUCCACAAGUCCUGCUGCCAUACGGAAUGCGUCGUACGCCUCCACUACCCUAAGCAAAGCCGAAGAGAGAACACCGAAACUUGUUGAGAAGGCGAAACACAACAUUUCAAGCAGUCCUACACAGCUUCAAGCAGCGAAAGUCGCAAGUCCAUCACAGCAACGCCAACAGACACAGAAACAAGAACGAAAUAACACUGAGGACACAGUAAAAAAGCCACCAGCGAAUUCAUCAAGACCAACAAAGCCACUUCGACCAUUUGGUGCACUCAUGAAAGGCGUGCGGUUUGUCCUAAGUGGAUUCCAAAACCCUAUGCGGUCACAAAUACGAGACAAGGCCAUCGAAAUGGGUGCCAGGUACACAGGAGACUGGGACAACGCAUGCACUCACUUAGUAUGUGCAUUCCUGAACACUCCCAAGUAUGCUGAAGUGAAAAAGGUGAACGGUCGCAUCGUUACGAAAGAGUGGGUCCUAGACAGCUACAAGAAGAAAGCGCUGCAACCAUGGCGAGAUUACAUGUUGGGCACUUCCAACCGGCCGAGGACACCCGAACCAGAAGAUGAGGACGACAUAUCUAGACCAUCGUCGACUCGUUGUGAAAAUGCGGCUGCACCCUCUAGCGUCGAACGGCGAAAAGCUGAUACGGGAGACAAGGAUCCCAAGAGAAUGGCUGACACGGAAACGCCUUCUACCUCAACACCUACCAAGAGGGUCAAGAUACCAGACCACAAUACGGAAGCGGAAGUGGCGGUUCCAACUCCAAAGAAGGCUAUGACCAGCCUGUCUGAUUCCGGGUCCAGUGAUUAUGACGCGGCAACAGAUUGCGAUGAUGAUAUGGAUACGGAUGACGAAAUUGAAAGGGCUUUGCAGCGGUCCAGGAAAGCGGCGCAGCGUAAACACAGCAAAGCGUCCGAUACGGACCUUCCCAGGGCACGCGAGGAGUUGAAAGAUGUCUCACAUGCCAUGAACUUGCCAGAGCUACCAGAGGUUUUCAAAGGGAAGUCGUUCUACAUUUUCGACGACAUCCCAAAGGACGAGCGUCGAGAUCUGACCAGGUGCAUCGUGGGACAUGACGGCAAUCUCCUAGACCACCUGGAGGAGUCAGUCAAGUUUGUGGUUACACGGUCAGACUGGUGCGAUAAGUUUGACGAGGCACUGUGCGUCAACGAAGAGUUGGUGUUCGUUCGGCCUCGGUGGAUAUUUCGGUGCCACGAACUGGAGAAGUCGGUACCGUACCAGCCUUUUGUGGUCACUUGUGGAGAAGCUUGAACUAUACUGCGUGCGUUGCCUUGUGGAAUAAGACGUUCAGUUCUUUUUAAUGUAAUAAAAUAAAGCUGAGGAACCAAAAUGGGUUCGCUGUCGAACUC
Messenger RNA from Ornithodoros turicata, 2041 nucleotides. It is a transcript of the gene XRCC1, whose product is annotated as DNA repair protein XRCC1-like. Gene Ontology annotation, molecular function: damaged DNA binding. Bases 75 to 1943 code for a protein of 622 amino acids. Gene Ontology annotation, biological process: single strand break repair; base-excision repair; double-strand break repair via nonhomologous end joining. NCBI's taxonomy places the organism in Eukaryota, Metazoa, Arthropoda, Arachnida, Ixodida, Argasidae. Gene Ontology annotation, cellular component: nucleus. The record is from RefSeq and is a predicted model, not a curated record. The transcript is spliced from 14 exons.